AUGGCAAUCAAUAAGUUUGCAGAUAUGAGAGAAAAUGAGAUUAAAUCAAUGUUUCAAAAGAUUGAUCCGACAAAAAGUCCAAUAUAUGGUCGAAAUCGUAUUUCCCGAUCUGCAAGUCAUACUAUUCCUCACACUCCAAGUGGUGCUAAAAUACCUGAUUUCGUUGACUGGCGUACGGCUGGUAUUGUGACCCCAGUCAAGGAUCAGGGAGAGAACGGUACGUGUUAUGCACACUCGGCUGUCGGUGCAUUUGAAAGUCAACUGGCUAUACAUAGUGGUAAAACAGUGCCGCUAUCGGUACAGCAAGUGGUUGACUGCACGAGUGAAUUCGGGUCUAAUACACCGUAUAAAGCAUACGAAUAUAUUAUAUUUUCGGGUUUAACUACAGAAGCUUUAUAUAAACCUCGUGUUAAUUAUACAAAAGGUCACUGCGAUUAUUAUGUCAAAACAGUUUAUGGUAAAGCAUAUGCAUUCGGUAUAUUAAAACCAGGCGAUGAACAGGCAUUACAAGAAGCCGUCGCCACAAUUGGUCCAAUUUCUGUGUGCAUACAAUGUCCUAAAGGUUUCUGGUUUUAUAAGGGAGGCAUAACUGAUGAUCCAAACUGUAAAUCGGAUUUGAUUACAGUAGACCAAUGUGUGUUGGUUGUUGGUUACGGGACAGACACAAAAACCAAACAAGACUAUUGGUUGGUUAAGAGCUCAUCGGGUGAGAAUUGGGGUGAAGACGGUUACGUACGUAUGGCUCGCAAUAAGCAUAACCAGUGCGCUAUCGCUACUUUGGCCUCAUAUCCUGUUAUAACUCGUGUUUAA
This is a messenger RNA of Oppia nitens, 810 nucleotides long. Its product is annotated as procathepsin L-like. NCBI's taxonomy places the organism in Eukaryota, Metazoa, Arthropoda, Arachnida, Sarcoptiformes, Oppiidae. The transcript is spliced from 3 exons. Gene Ontology annotation, molecular function: cysteine-type endopeptidase activity. Gene Ontology annotation, cellular component: lysosome. Bases 1 to 810 code for a protein of 269 amino acids. The record is from RefSeq and is a predicted model, not a curated record.